Molecule: messenger RNA, 342 nt
Organism: Verticillium nonalfalfae
Lineage: Eukaryota; Fungi; Ascomycota; Sordariomycetes; Glomerellales; Plectosphaerellaceae
Exons: 1
Coding region: 1-342 (113 amino acids)
Source: RefSeq, a predicted model, not a curated record
AUGGACGACCCGCGUGUCCGAGAUUUGUCCACGGGCGUGCCUCCGUUCCCGGGCGCGCCUCUGUCCCCAGGCGUGCGCCUGUCCCUACGCCGGUGGGACGAGCCGCACCCGCUGUAUAGGCCGGACUACCACUAUCUGUGCGAAAACCUGCGCGGCGUCAUCACGUACUGGCAGCAAGAGUACGAAGACUUGCGCUUGGCGUCCACAGCGUACAUCGACGGCCUCCAGGAGGAGAUCCGCCGCUUGGCUUCCGAGCUGGCUGCCGCGAAGAAGCGCGACCAGGAGGAGGUCCGUCCGUCCGUCGUCUCGUGUGGCCGCAUGCUGACCGAAGCAGGCGCGUGA